GAGAUGCGGUUUUCAUCUCUCCUUCUUCCUUAGAUGUGGGCUUCAUCUUCAUCUAAGAUGUGACUUCUAAGAUGCGGUCUUCAUCUUAUCCUUUGCGAGAAGUGGUCUUCAUCUCUCCUUCUUCCUCAGAUGCGGUCUUCAUCUAUGAUGUGACUUCUAAGAUGCGGUCUUCAUCUUAUCCUUUGCGAGAUGUGGUCUUCAUCUCUCUUUCUUCCUCAGAUGCGGUCUUCAUCUAGGAUGUGACUUCUAAGAUGUGGUCUUCAUCUUAUCAUUUGUGAGAUGUGGUCUUCAUCUCUCUUCUUCCUCAGAUGCAGUCUUCAUCUAGGAUGUGACUUUCAAGAUGUGGUCUUCAUCUCUCUUCUUCCUCAGAUGCAGUCUUCAUCUAUGAUGUGACCUUCAAGAUGUGGUCUUCAUCUUAUCAUUUGUGAGAUGCAGUCUUCAUCUCUUCUUCUUCUUGGGAUACGUAACUUCGUCUCUCUUUUUUCUUUUCUUUCUUUCUUCUUCUUUUUUUUUUCUCUCUUUUUUAUCUUUUUUUUUUUUUAGAUGCAACUUCAUCUUUUCUUCUUCCUAAGAUGCCACUUCAUCUAGGAUGUGAUUUUCUAAGAUGUAACUUCGUUUUUCUGAGAUGCAACUUCAUCCCUUAUUCUUCCUAAAAUGCAGUCUUCAUCUAGGAUGUGACUUCUAAGAUGCGGUCUUCAUCUUAUCCUUUGCGAGAUGUGGUCUUCAUCUCUCUUUCCUCAGAUCCGGUCUUCAUCUAGGAUGUGACUUCUAAGAUGCAGUCUUCAUCUUAUCCUUUGCGAGAUGUGUGAGUGAUCUUGGGGGUGUGUUGAUUCCUUCAAGAGUGAUCUGUAGAGAGGAUUUUUGGGGUUUAAGUGUAAAGGGGUAAGAUUUGAGAGAAACCCUUCUUCUUGUAAAGGAUUGAGUGGCUCCUUUAAGCCACCAUUGUUUUUCCUAGUGGAGAGUGUGGAGGAAAUCCUUGGUGAGUGAAGCCAAGGUAGAGAACUAGGCUCCAAGUGGUUGGACCGAACCUCUAUAAAAUCAUUGUGCAAGC
This is a messenger RNA of Rubroshorea leprosula, 1051 nucleotides long. NCBI's taxonomy places the organism in Eukaryota, Viridiplantae, Streptophyta, Magnoliopsida, Malvales, Dipterocarpaceae. The record is from the annotation of a GenBank genome assembly.